AUGGUGAUGUACCUUCAUCCGCGCUCCUCUUCGGCCGGAAUGCGGAGCAUCCGCCGCGAGCUCCAGCGCAGGAGGUCCAAGCCGUUGGCGCCCACGAGGUCGGUCGCCAAGAAGCCGUCCGUGUCACCGCCGCCGCGUCACGGUGCGAGCGACGUCGUCAGGGGUCCAUGCCCUCGUCCACCGCAUCGGGACGUCACAUCGUCGACCAACGCCCAUUCCCGAGGCUCAACCGUCGCCGACGCGUCCCCGCAGCGCCGGCCUCGCGCUUCGUCGCGCUACACCCCCGCCUCUCCACCGCCGCUGCCUCGGUCCGCCCCAUCUUCGGCCAGUUCCGAGCGCGGAGCUAGUACUGGCGUCCCCGCGCAUCUGAAGCCCGGGACGGUGGUUCGUGUCCGCACGAGGACUGCGACGCUGAAGACGGGGCAGGUUCUCGUGCUCUGCCUCAAAGCCACGAUCGUGUCCUCGUCCACCGAUGGAGGCUACGAGGUUGUCUACGACGCCAACUGGCCACGCGGCGAUCCCAAGAGCACCGUCCACGUCGCGCCGCACCAAGUCAGGAUGAUCAAUCCGUAUCCGUCCCUGCCUCCGCCCACCGCCACUGUCGCUGCGACUACGAAGAAGGAGAUGCCGAGGCCAACCACGGCCGGGAAGAGCCUGCGCCUCAUCCGCAGCCUCUUUCCGGAGAUGGAGCUCCCCGCCCAGGCUUGA
Molecule: messenger RNA, 708 nt
Organism: Miscanthus lutarioriparius
Lineage: Eukaryota; Viridiplantae; Streptophyta; Magnoliopsida; Poales; Poaceae
Source: the annotation of a GenBank genome assembly